Messenger RNA from Acanthosepion pharaonis, 669 nucleotides. The record is from the annotation of a GenBank genome assembly. NCBI's taxonomy places the organism in Eukaryota, Metazoa, Mollusca, Cephalopoda, Sepiida, Sepiidae.
AUGAAAAAUUCAACACAAUCUAUCUAUCUAUCUAUCUAUCUAUCUAUCUAUCUAUCUAUGCCCAUAACUAUCAGUCUGUUAAUAUCUAUCUAUCUAUCUAUCUAUCUAUCUAUCUCAUACACUUAUAUCAUGUUCAUAUCUAUCUAUCUAUCUAUCUAUCUAUCUAUCUAUCUAUCUAUCUAUCUAUCUAUCUAUCUAUCUAUCUCAGUAUGUUCUUUCUUUCUUUCUCAGUAUGUCCCUUUAUUACUUUAUUUCUUUCUUUCUUUCUUUCUUUAUUUAUUUCUUUCUUUCUUUCUCAAUAUGUUCUUUCUAUCUAUCUAUCUAUCUAUCUAUCUAUCUAUCUAUCUAUCUAUCUAUCUAUCUAUCUAUCAACAUCGAGCAUUAACAAGACUUUGCAUUACUUCUAUCUAUCUAUCUAUCUAUCUAUCUAUCUAUCUAUCUAUCUAUCUAUCUAUCUAUCUCAGUAUGUUAUUUCUUUCUUUCUUUCUUUCUUUCUUUCUUUCUUUCUUUCUUUCUUUCUUUCUUUCUAAGUAUGUUCCUUUAUUUAUUUAUUUAUUUAUUUAUUUCUCAGUAUGUUCCUUUCUUUCUUUUUUUCUCAGUAUGUUCUUUCUUUCUUUCUUUCUUUCUUUCUAUCUAUCUAUCUAUCUAUAUUUCAACAUCGAGCAUUAA